This is a messenger RNA of Hemisphaericaspora subhashii, 1680 nucleotides long. RefSeq lists its product as uncharacterized. The record is from RefSeq and is a predicted model, not a curated record. The coding region runs from base 1 to 1680 and encodes 559 amino acids. NCBI's taxonomy places the organism in Eukaryota, Fungi, Ascomycota, Pichiomycetes, Serinales, Debaryomycetaceae. Gene Ontology annotation, cellular component: membrane. Gene Ontology annotation, molecular function: transmembrane transporter activity. The transcript has a single exon. Gene Ontology annotation, biological process: transmembrane transport.
AUGAAUGCAAUCAAAUCAAAAACAGAAAGUCAUAUCAGUGCCAUCAGAUCACGUGGUGAAGUACAUCUCCAUGCGGUUGCUUCAGUCAGAUCAGAAAUUAGGGAGAUUCAUCCUGAUGAAGCUGCUAAUGAUGUGGAAUUGUUAGCUCAGAUUGGUUAUAAGCAAGAACUUAGACGUCAUUAUAGUACUAUUCAAGUGUUUGGUAUCGCUUUUUCCAUUAUGGGUUUAUUACCAAGUAUCGCAUCCACCCUUGGUCUUGGUUUAGCCUCUGGUCCUGCUGGUUUGGUCUGGGGUUGGUUUUUGGCUAGUAUUUUUAUCUUAUGUGUUGGUACUUCCAUGUCAUUUUUAGGAAGUGCUAUCCCAACAAGUGGUGGUUUGUUUUAUUAUUCAAAUUAUUUUGCACCUGAAAGUAUUAGAGUUCCUCUCAGUUUUAUGAUUGGUUGUACAAACACUUUAGGAUUACUUGGUGGAUUAUGCAGUAUUAGUUAUGGGUUUGCUGUGGAAAUCUUGUCAUGUGUCUUUAUUCAACGUGAUGGUGAUUUCGAAAUUACUGAUGGUAAAUGUUAUGGGAUUUUUGCUGCAUGUAUCAUUACCAAUGUCAUUCUUUCAUGUUUGACAAGUAAGCAUGCUGCCUACUUGCAAACCAUUUCCAUUGUUGUAAAUGUUUUCUUAGUGGUGUUAUUCCUUAUUGCUGUUCCUGUUGGUUUCAGACAUAACGAGUUCAAUUCAGCAAAAUUUAUCUUUACAGACUUUGAAAACUCAACAACCUGGAGUUCAGCUUGGUCAUUUGCAUUAAGUUGGAUGCCAGCAAUUUGGACUAUUGGAGCCUUUGAUUCAGCUAUCCAUUGUUCCGAAGAAGCUAAAAACGCACAAAAAUCUAUCCCAUGGGGUAUUAUGGGUUCAAUCAGUGCAUGUUGGAUCCUUGGCUGGGUCAUUUGCAUAGUAUGUGCUGCCUGUAUCAAAGAUGGUGAUGUUUCUGCUGUACUUAAUUCCCCAACUGGUUCUCCAAUGGCACAAAUUAUCUUGGAUGCUUUGGGGAAAGAAUGGGCUGUUGCUUUCAUGGCUCUUAUUGCUGUUGGGCAAUACUUAAUGUCGGUUUCUAUUUUGAUUGCAGCUUCAAGACAAAUUUGGUCCUUUGCUAGAGAUGAUGGAUUACCUGUCGUGUAUAAGUUUGUCAAGUAUGUUAAUCCAAAGGUCAAAGUUCCUGUUAGAGCUACAGCCUUCGGUGGUUUCCUUGGUCUCUUAUUAGGUUUAUUAGUGUUGAUUGGGCCUGCAGGUGCAAAUGCAUUGUUUUCCUUAGCCGUUGCCUCUAAUUAUUUGUCAUGGGGAACUCCAGUCUUAUUAGUUUUAUUACCAGUUGGAAGGAAAAGAUUUGUUAGAGGUCAAUUCUAUCUUGGUACAUACUUAAGUACCUUUAUUAAUAUUACUACUGUUUGUUGGAUCUUAUAUUCCAUUGUCUUAGUUAUGUUCCCAGAUUCUAGACAGGUUAAUAAAGAAACCAUGAAUUAUACUGUCGUCAUUAAUGUUGGUGUAUGGAUUCUUUCAUUAUUUUAUUAUUUUGUUUGGGGAUAUAGAUCAUAUACUGGUCCAAGAUCAAACUUGGAUGCACAGAACUUGGUUGCACCAAACUCAGAUGAAUCAGAUGAAAUGAUUGAUGUGAUCCUAGAUGAGAAGAAAUAG